CACUCAGAUCCUACAUUCCUCACUGUACUGCUGCAAAACCAACUCGGAGGCCUCCAAGUCAUGCAUAAAAAACAGUGGGUUGAUGUUCAGCCGAUUUCUGGAGGUUUGGUAGUUAACAUCGGAGUUCUUCUCCAGAUGAUAUCGAACGACAAGUUCAAAAGCGUUGAUCAUAGAGUGAUGGCCAGCCUUGCCGGACCGAGAAUCUCUGUGGCGUGCUUUUUUGUUGGUGUCGUAUCGCCCCCAAAGCCAUACGGGCCAAUGGAAGAAUUGAUAUCAGCAGAAAAUCCUCCCCUGUACAAGGAUUUCCUAGUGAGUGAUUAUUUUGCAAAGUUCUUUUCCAGGGCACUUGACAAAUCUAGGGUCGACGACUACAAGUUAUGAAGCAAAUGCAUAAAGUUCAUCUGUGAAGCUAGCUAUAUUGUGUUGUCCUGUUAAACUUUUCCCUUUUCAUAUGAAUAAAUUCGAUAUCGGGUUUUGUUUUGUGUUUGUGGCAGUUAUCCAUUGAAUAAUACUGCACUCUUUUUUCCUUCGUCAAAGGUUUUUCCCACUAGGUUUUCGUUGACAAGGUUUUGAAGAGAUAUUUGUUUUGGC
This is a messenger RNA of Rhododendron vialii, 591 nucleotides long. Its product is annotated as 1-aminocyclopropane-1-carboxylate oxidase homolog 12-like. The record is from RefSeq and is a predicted model, not a curated record. Lineage: Eukaryota; Viridiplantae; Streptophyta; Magnoliopsida; Ericales; Ericaceae. The coding region runs from base 61 to 381 and encodes 106 amino acids. The transcript has 2 exons.